Scylla paramamosain (green mud crab) is the source of this 1784-nucleotide messenger RNA. RefSeq names its product globin-like. Gene Ontology annotation, molecular function: oxygen binding; heme binding. The record is from RefSeq and is a predicted model, not a curated record. The coding region runs from base 179 to 751 and encodes 190 amino acids. Lineage: Eukaryota; Metazoa; Arthropoda; Malacostraca; Decapoda; Portunidae. The transcript is spliced from 6 exons.
UCAAGACCCAUGGGUGAGGGAAGCCAAGUGUUGAGGUGGCUGGUCUGCUUGAGCCGCCUCACUGUGCCGCGGUCCCUCCAAGAACCCGCACGCAUCUCACCUCUUUGCCUCCGUGUCCUGCCAGCCUGCAGGACUUAGCACACGGGAAGACAAGAGAGACUGAGUCGUUUGAGGCAUUAUGGGAGGCUUGCUGAGUGUGGCCUGGGGAUGGGUGACUGCGGCCGGGAAGGCUGGGUCCAUCAUGCAACCAGAGGAAGGAAGCCUGGGCCCAUAUGCAGAUGUGCCAGACAAGACCACUGGCCUGACCCUCCGCCACCGCACCGCCAUCUACCGCACCUGGGAUCUCGUCAGACCCAACGUGAAACUCCAUGGGCCUAACUUCUUCCGCGCGAUGUUUGAGGCAGAGCCAAUACUGCAAACCAGAUUCAAAAGCUUCAUUGGCAAGACUAAGGAGGAACUCAAGAAGGACAACAAGCGACUGGUGGCACAUGGGACUACUGUGUUCAUGGCUAUCACCUCACUGGUGGACAACCUGGAGGACGUGCCCGUGUUGGUGGAACUCAUCAAGAAUACAGCAAACAAUCACAUACGGCAUGGUGUCCCUAAGGAAGACUUCGAGAUGCUGCCGCCAAUACUGCUUAAGUUCAUGAGGGACACCCUGGGGUCAGCCUGGAGCCCCGUGGCAGAGGAAGGCUGGUCUCAAGCUGUUAAAGUCAUCAUCUCGGUCAUCCUCAGUGUUUAUGAUGAAUGAUGGUUCUCUUGUCUUCCCUUCUCUUCUGCAACCUGUUCCUCACUUUCUCUCUCCACCUACCUUUCGUAUUCUCCCUCCUCCUCCUCCUCCUCACACAACACAAUUCAUGCUUAGGUCUUCAUUGCUGCUCCAGCACAAUCUUGUCGCACAUCACCUUAUUCCAGGAUGCAUACAUUACUGCAACUAUAUGUAAACACGCUUAACCACACACUUGAUGUACAUGCACUCAAUUACAUGUCCUUACACACACACACACACACACACACACACACACACAUUCUUUUUUUAACCUUCAUUAUAAACCAUUACACAUAGAAACAUCAUAAAAUGUUAUAGAUUUUACAUAUCUACAUGUAAUACAAUACACACAAUACAUAAUUAUUAUGUAUGUAUAUAUUUCAAGUUGAUAAAUAAUACCGAAUUGCAUACAGUUUCAUACAAUGUGCAGCAAAUAACAAUUACUAUGUAAAAUGUACUAUGUAAAAUUAUAUGUAAAAUCAUGUAAUGUUCCUCCUUCUACAUGUGUUUCAGCCUCGGUGUCAAGCACCCAUGAUGCACAAUUGGACGUGUUUACUUACCAUGUAUACUCUAAUAGAAUAAGUAUAAUCGAAAGUAUUCACAGAGAGUGAAUCUGAGUGGGAAAGGAGGAACUUUCAUAAGUGUCCAUAGCAUUAACUAUAUCUACAUAUCAGACCAGCAGUCACACACGGUGUGACCCAAAUAAGGCUUACAUCAUUCCCACUCUUGGUCCUGUUGGCCACCAGUGGAAAGGAACAGUCCUGUAAUACACAGGCAGACACGGAAAAACACAGGCAACAGACAACACAUUAAUAAUAAUGGAAAUAAAUAAAUAAAUAGAUAAAUAAAUAAAUAAAUAAAGACGUCAUAUUCUAUAUGAGACUAUCCCUUUCCACCAGUGACCGAUGGCCUUAAGAGUGUGAAUGUUGUGUGUAUGAGUGUACUGUGCUUUGCCUGGGCCACCUUGUGUGGGAUUGCGGGCUUAGCAUAUAGAUAGAUAAAUGGAUAUACCAUA